AUGGGAGCUGUUGUUGAAGAUAACGACAUGUUCUUAGAAAACGAAUUUGGGAAGUUAUCUUUAUACGUAGGAGAUCUUGAUUCGAGCGUUGAAGAAUUUGAUUUAUACAACAAAUUCAAUGCCAACGGCGAGGUUUCCUCAGUUAGAAUCUGUCGUGACCGAAUCAGCGGCUCGUCUCUUGGAUACGCAUAUGUCAAUUUCCACCGUAGCUCUGAUGCUGAGAAGGCGAUGAAAGAGAUGAAUUUCGUGGAGGUGAAGGGAAAGCCGAUGAGGAUAAUGUUCUCGAACCAUGAUCCUAGCAUGAGAAGAAGCGGGAGAGGUAACGUGUUCGUCAAGAAUCUAGACAAGUCUUUCGAUAACAAGCAGCUCUUCGACCUAUUCUCUUCGUUUGGAUCGGUUCUCUCUUGCAAAGUGGCUCGUGAUGCUUAUGGAGUUUCAAAGGGAUACGGCUUCGUCCAAUUCGAGUCCGAAUCUUCGCUCAUAUCCGCUGUUAAAACCCUCAACGGCUCGUUCGUCGGUGAACAAUACCUACACGUUUGUCCAUUCGUGAGCCGUCGUCAAUGGGACGCGUCUCCGGUUUUCACCAACGUAUAUGUUAAAAACUUGGCUAAGAAGGCAACGGAUGAUGAUUUGAAGACGGUUUUCGGAGAAUUCGGAUCGAUUAGUAGCGCGGUUGUGAUGAGAGACGGAAAAGGCAAGUCUAGAAGAUUUGGAUUUGUGAGCUUUGAAAAAUCUGAGGCUGCGGCUACUGCGGUAGAGAAGAUGAACGGGACGGUCGUCGAUGAAAAGGAAUUGUACGUUGCUAGGGCACAGAGGAAAAAGAACAGAGUUGAGAGUUUGAAAGCUGAGUUCAAAUCGAACAAGGUCAAACCAGAUGUGAGAGUGGUUAAAGGUGUGAAUCUUUACGUGAAGAAUCUUGAUGAUGGUGUUAACGAUGAGAAGCUCCAAGAUUUGUUUUCUGAGUUUGGAACCGUCACUUCUUGCAAGGUCAUGGUUCACUUGAAUGGUAUGAGCAAAGGUGUUGGGUUUGUUGAGCUUUCAACUAGCGAGGAAGCUUCUGCAGCGAUGCUCAAAAUGAAUGGGAAGAUGGUGGGGAAAAAACCUAUUUAUGUUUCUUUGGCGCAACGUAAAGAGGAACGUAAACUUCAUCUUCAACCUCAAUUUAGUGACGUGGUUUUGCCAACUCCACUACCAUAUCUUCAUCAACAUCCUCCAAUCUUCAGUCAAGCAGCCACUUCGACGACAGCAUUAUUGCCUCCAUUCAGAGGAUACAACAAUUUUCAACCACAGAUCAUGUUUCCACCAAGAUUUUCAAACGGUUUCCCAACAAUGCACGUCCCUAACUUCAUGGUACCGCAACAUUUUCCACCUCCUCCUCCGAGCGCGUUCCUGUUACCGCAGUCGCGACAGGUGCUAUGGAACCAGUACUAG
Messenger RNA from Microthlaspi erraticum, 1431 nucleotides. Lineage: Eukaryota; Viridiplantae; Streptophyta; Magnoliopsida; Brassicales; Brassicaceae. The record is from the annotation of a GenBank genome assembly.